AUGUCCAAUGUCACUGCAAUAAGUGGAUUCACUCUAAUGGGGUUCUCUGACAUCAAGGAGCUACAGACUUUUUGUGGAGUGUUCUUCCUAGUGAUGUACAUGGCAGUCCUAAUAAGUAAUGUCAUCAUCAUUACUCUCAUCACCCUUGACCUGCAACUUCAAACACCCAUGUACUUCUUCCUGAAGAAUUUGUCCUUGCUGGAUAUCUUAUUUCUAUCAGUUCCUAUCCCAAAUUUCUUUGUCAGUAGCCUAAGUCACAACAGUUCUAUUUCCAUUCUUGGUUGUGCAUUUCAGGUAUUUUUAAUGACUUUUUUUUCAGGAGGGGAACUAUUUGUCCUUACUGCUAUGUCCUAUGACUGCUAUGUUGCCAUUUGCAGUCCCCUGCACUAUGAUGCCAUCAUGAAUAAUAGUACCUGUUUGCUGAUGGUGGGUAUUUCCUGGACCACUGGAGUACUCUUUGGAGCCAUAUAUACAGCUGGCACAUUUUCCAUGCAUUUCUAUGGCUCCAAUGUGAUCCCACAGUUUUUCUGUGCAGUUUCCUCAUUGCUAAGGAUUUCAUGCUCCCAAAUGCUUUUGUUCAUUUAUACAAGUCUUGGAAUUGGUGUGUGUCUAGCCACAUCUUGUUUUGUAUGUGUGGUGAUCUCUUACUUUUACAUAUUCUCUACUGUACUUAAGAUUCCUACUACUAAAGGUCAGUCCAAAGCAUUUGCUACAUGUAUCCCUCACCUCACUGUUUUCACUGUUUUCAUUGUUACUGCUUGCUUUGUCUAUCUGAAGCCACCCUCAUAUAUACCAUCAACAUCAGACAGGCUUUUCUCUCUGCUCUACACGGUGUUACCCCAGCACUUAAUCCUGUUAUCUAUAGCCUGA
Mesocricetus auratus (golden hamster) is the source of this 870-nucleotide messenger RNA. RefSeq names its product olfactory receptor 14A2-like. Gene Ontology annotation, biological process: G protein-coupled receptor signaling pathway. The coding region runs from base 1 to 870 and encodes 289 amino acids. The transcript has a single exon. The record is from RefSeq and is a predicted model, not a curated record. Gene Ontology annotation, molecular function: G protein-coupled receptor activity; olfactory receptor activity; odorant binding. NCBI's taxonomy places the organism in Eukaryota, Metazoa, Chordata, Mammalia, Rodentia, Cricetidae. Gene Ontology annotation, cellular component: membrane.